Messenger RNA from Linum tenue, 2705 nucleotides. The record is from the annotation of a GenBank genome assembly. Lineage: Eukaryota; Viridiplantae; Streptophyta; Magnoliopsida; Malpighiales; Linaceae.
CCUGCCUCGAAAUGAAAAAAAAAAGAAGGAAACGGAACAGAAAUUCAGCGGCGAGCAAGACAAAAAGAAAAGGCACAAAAAAAUAAAUAUAAAAUAAAUAAAACAAAUAAACUGAACGGACUGUUUUAGAGAGAGAGGAAAGAGAGGGGAAGGAAGAGGAGAGAGAAGGGAGAAGGGGAACGGGGGAAAACAGAAUGGGUAAGGCGGCAGCAACGGCGGAGACAAUGACGAAGAAGCGGAAGAAAAAGGGACGGCCUUCCCUUCUUGACCUCCAAAAGCGAGCUCUCAAGCAAGAAUUGCAGCAGCAGCUGCAGCAGAAGAAUCCUCCGCCCAAGAAUCGCAAUCAAAACCCUGCUCGCCAAAACCCUAUUUCCCUCCUCAAUUCCCGCCGAUCUGCCCGCCGGAACCCUCAAUCUGGCGGCGACGAUGACGACGGAGAUGGCGAUGACGACGAAGACGAUGAUGAGAGGAAGGAGAAGAAGCACAAGCUUCUGCUCGGCCUGAAUUCCCAGCAGCAGCAAUCGAAUCCCCUUUUCCGUUCGAAUUCCUCUGCCUCUAAUUCUUACGGGUCGGGUUCCGAUAAUACCGAGGCGGCUGCGUUGGCCAUCGUCAAGCACCGCCAGAUCGGAGGUGUCCGCCUCGGAUCUGAUGAAACGGGUGAAAAGUUUUGGAAAGCGACGGACACUCUUCAUGGGUUAUCAGGGGAGGAGCCUGGUCCCACGACGACACCUUUGCCAGACAAAAAGUUGUUGGUCUUCAUUCUUGACAGACUUCAAAAAAAGGAUACCUAUGGAGUUUUCUCCGACCCUGUGGAUACAGAGGAGCUUCCUGAUUAUCUUGAUAUCAUUGACCAUCCCAUGGAUUUUUCUACGGUUAGGAAGAAGCUAGAUGGCGGGGAGUACUCCAACUUGGAACAAUUUGAGGGAGAUAUUUUCCUUAUUUGUUCAAACGCAAUGCAGUAUAAUUCUUCCGAUACCGUUUACUAUCGACAGGCACGCUCCAUACAAGAGCUAGCUAAGAAGGACUUUGAAAAUCUGAGACAAGACAGUGAUGACGGUGAACCGGAAGAACCCAAAGUGGAGAAAGUCGUGAGGAGGGGCAGGCCACCAGGGAAGUCAAAAAAGUCACUCGAGAAGCCUCCACUUGACCGCUUGGCAAUCGAGUUCUCGUCUGAUGCAACACUCGCCACCGGAGGCGAUAACUCUAUCGGGUCGAAUGGUUAUAAUCUCAGGAAAACGACGUUGUUCAAGCAACCUUCUGAUGCAGUUUUGAGAAUCACUAAUGGGCCUCACAAUGGGGAAACGAACGUUUCGCAACCCGAAUGGGAAAAUGAGUUUCCAGCUUCUGUGGUGAGGGCUGUGAUGAAACAUUCAAAGAAAACAUUAGUAGAUGAGAACAGGCGUGAUACAUAUAAUCCUCCUUCAGCUUCCUCCGCACACGAGCCAUCCAUCUUGAAUUCAUUGGAUGGAGAAUUGAAGCAACUAGUCGCGGUUGGGCUAAGCGCGGAGUAUGGUUAUGCAAGAAGCCUAGCUCGAUUUGCAGCUGGCCUUGGUCCAACAGCAUGGGCAGUAGCUUCUAAAAAGAUUCAGCACGUAUUGCCUACGGGAGUCGAAUUUGGUCCUGGAUGGGUAGGAGAAAACGAUGUGGUCCAGAGUGGCCGUGUUUUAUCCAAUGAUACUGCGUCCGAUGAUCCAUCUAACAGUCAUCAAACCCUCUCAACAGGCAUAAGUACGACCCCGACUGUAAACAUGCAUCAGACAUGGAGCAGAGAAGAUACAGCAGUGAGAAGUGGUGCCGUUGGACCAUCAACUCCGUUCAACGACUGCAUUACUCCUACCAUGAAGCCUAUGGCACCGCCGCUAGCUCAACAGAAAAUUCGAGGUGUUGCCUCUUCAUUCGACUGCAGUACUUCUCAGGUUGGCGUGCUUCCAACGACACCCUACCGGCCAUUUGGUGUGGUUCCGAGUUCGUACACAAGUUUCGGUCAAAUACAGCAGGGGCAUGCUUUCGAUCCGAACAAGGGAAAGCCAGGAACUUUCAGCUCGGGUACGUCAUCAGCUCCUGGCAGCAGUAUACCAACAACCACGACAGGGUUUGCUGGGAGAACCGUGGGGUCUCAGGGACUACCGCCAGCACCGCUGUACCAUAAUGAGCAGGAGCUCUUCCAGUUCCCUACAGACCUAAACGUCAGUUUCUUGUCGCCAGGUUCGCCCAAUUCGUCUGGGGUUGUUCCGAUUGGUUCCCCAAAGCAGCCAGACUUAGCAUUGCAGCUUUGAGGGAUGAUUGAUUUAGAGAGUGUAGGGAUGGCUUACUGGUUUAUUAUUUUAGUUUUUCUUGUGGGGUUUUAGGACCCCGCCAUUAUUUGGCUCUCUUUUGAACUGACUAAUAUGUAGGAGGGGAAGAAGGGAAAUGGGAAACAAUAAGAUGGGAGAUUUGGGGGAGGGGAUUGGGUUGGGUGAAAGGGGGUAUUUAAGGAUUUAGGCGAUGGCCUUUGUAUUGAGCAUAAUUGAAGUUAGUUGUAUACUCUGAUGAUUGGAAGGGAAAGGAGACGGAAUUUAUGGUGUAGGGGAGUGGGAAAUCUGUAUAGAUUUUAUGGGAUUGUAUCAAAAUUUUAAUAUGUGUAGGUGAAAGAAACCACAGAUUAACAGUUCAUAUGGUGUUCUCAUUUCGUACUGCUUUUUGUAAGAGAUUCUCCCAUUCUGUUU